Molecule: messenger RNA, 834 nt
Organism: Meloidogyne enterolobii
Lineage: Eukaryota; Metazoa; Nematoda; Chromadorea; Rhabditida; Meloidogynidae
Source: the annotation of a GenBank genome assembly
CGACUUGAAAAUUGAUUGUAAUUCGAUUAAAAAUCGGUGGAAAUUUUUUCAGAAUUUUGAGGAAAUUUCUGAUGAGGAAAAACGGUUUCCUAUAGCUUUUGCUAGGACUGUUUAUAGGGAUUAUUUAAUGCUUGAACAAAUGUUAUCUGUUGAAUAUGCACCCCAUAAUGUUUAUUGUUAUUCUUUGGACAGAAAGGCUGACAAAAAGUAUUUUUAAAAAUUUUAAUUUUUAUCAAAUUAUGUCAAAAUGUCGAACAUUUAAAUGUCAUAGUUUCAAAAUGUCGAAAGUCAAAAUGUCAAAUUUCAUAAUGUCGAAUUUCGAAAGGUCAAAUUUUCAAAAUGUCUAAAAUCGGAAUGUCGAAAGCAAAAUGUCAAAGUGUCGAAUUUCGAAAUGUCAACUUUCAUUUCGCCAAAAUUUUCAUAAUGCCAAAAUCUCAAAACACCAAAAAUUUUUCCUUAAAUAUCCCUCAAUUUUUUAACAGAUUCAAGGAACGCAUCCGAGCCCUUUCCCGUUGCUUCUCUAAAAAUGUGUUUGUUUCUGAUGUAGAAUACAAUGUCUACAGCAGCGGUAAAAAUGUCAGUCGCUCACAUUUAUCGUGUCUUGAAAAUUUGAAUAAAAGAAAGGAAGACUGGAAAUAUGUUGUUUUACUGCAGAAUCACGAUUUACCUCUACGUACCAACGCUGAACUUGUCCGCAUAUUUAAAGCAUACAACGGAACAAACGAUAUCGCCACAAAAAAUAUUGUAAAAAACACGGUUGUUAAAUCGCUGGAUUGGUCAUUGAAAGGAUUGCGGCUUUACAGAAACGGUUUGGGGUUUUUAAUUAAAUCUUAG